AUCGCCACCCUGUCAGGGUGACGUGGAGUUACAAUUUGUGUUUUGGUUUUCUCGUUAAUUCCUUUAAUUAAACGAUCUGUGCAUUGGUUAAGAUCAUAAGUAGUAUUCAUACUUAUAGCCAUCAUGGCUACAUAUGAAGAAUACAUUCAACAGAAUGAGGAUCGAGAUGGUGUAAGGUGUACUUGGAAUGUUUGGCCCUCAAGUAGAAUUGAGGCAACCAGGCUAGUGGUGCCACUGGGUUGCUUGUACCAACCCAUCAAGGAACGCCCGGACUUGCCUCCCAUUCAAUAUGAUCCUGUACUAUGUACUAGAAACAAUUGCAGGGCAAUUUUGAAUCCAAUGUGCCAGGUUGACUAUAAAGCGAAAUUGUGGGUGUGCAAUUUCUGUUUCCAACGAAAUCCAUUCCCACCUCAAUAUGCUGCAAUUUCUGAGCAACAUCAACCCGCUGAAUUGAUGCCUGGAUUUUCAACUAUUGAAUACACCAUCACAAGGGCACAAUGCAUGCCUCCAAUUUACCUUCUUGUUGUUGAUACAUGCAUGGAUGAUGAUGAGCUGGGCGCGCUUAAAGAUUCUCUUCAGAUGUCUCUGAGCUUGAUGCCUCCAAAUGCUCUCAUUGGUUUGAUAACCUUUGGUAAAAUGGUUCAAGUGCAUGAAUUAGGUACUGAAGGAUGCAGCAAGUCUUACGUGUUUCGCGGUACUAAGGAUUUAACAGCGAAACAAAUACAAGACAUGUUGGGUAUUGGAAAGGUUGGAGCUGCUCCUGCACCUCAGCAGCAGCAAAUGCGUCCUGGACAGCAACAGCAGCAGAUGGUUCCUGCUGCUAAUAGAUUCUUGCAACCGCUUUCGAAGUGCGACAUGAGCUUAACCGAUCUGAUUGGAGAACUUCAAAAGGAUCCGUGGCCAGUACCGCAAGGUAAAAGGUCGUUAAGAUCUACAGGAGCUGCUAUGUCUAUUGCUGUUGGAUUACUGGAGUGCACUUAUGCCAACACUGGCGCUAGAAUUAUGAUGUUCCUGGGUGGUCCAUGCUCUCAAGGUCCCGGUCAAGUGGUCAAUGAUGAUCUAAAACAGCCUAUCAGAUCGCAUCACGAUAUCCAUAAGGAUAAUGCGAAAUACAUGAAGAAGGGCAUCAAGCAUUACGAAGGCUUAGCUAUGAGAGCCGCAAGUAACAGCCAUUGCGUUGAUAUUUACUCUUGCGCUUUGGAUCAAACUGGUUUGAUGGAGAUGAAACAAUGUUGUAACUCAACUGGUGGACAUAUGGUAAUGGGAGAUUCGUUCAAUUCUUCGUUGUUCAAGCAGACAUUCCAACGAGUAUUUGCCAAAGAUCCAAAGGGAGAUCUUAAGAUGGCUUUCAAUGCAACACUUGAAGUGAAAUGUUCUCGUGAACUUAAAAUUCAAGGCGGUAUCGGAUCAUGCGUUUCUCUUAACAACAAGAGUUCUUUAGUUUCUGAUACCGAGAUAGGCAUGGGCAACACUGUUCAGUGGAAGAUGUGCACUUUGAAUCCUAGUACUACAAUAGCCUUGUUCUUUGAAGUGGUCAAUCAGCAUGCCGCACCUAUACCACAGGGAGGACGCGGUUGCAUCCAGUUCAUAACGCAAUACCAGCACGCCAAUGGCCAGCGUAAGAUUAGAGUUACUACUAUUGCAAGGAACUGGGCGGAUGCUACUGCAAAUUUACAUCAUAUCAGCGCUGGUUUCGAUCAGGAAGCUGCAGCAGUUUUAAUGUCGCGUAUGGUUGUAUACCGCGCGGAAUCGGACGAUGGUCCAGAUGUUUUGAGAUGGGUCGACAGAAUGUUGAUUCGAUUGUGCCAGAAGUUCGGAGAAUACAACAGAGACGAUCCAAACAGUUUUAGAUUAAGCGAAAAUUUCAGUUUGUAUCCGCAAUUCAUGUACCAUCUGCGUAGGUCACAGUUUCUGCAGGUGUUCAAUAAUUCACCCGAUGAAACUAGCUACUACAGACAUAUGCUGAUGCGCGAGGACUUAACACAAUCCUUGAUCAUGAUUCAGCCAAUUUUGUAUAGCUACAGUUUCAACGGGCCACCAGAACCCGUUCUGCUUGAUACGAGCUCAAUCCAACCAGAUAGAAUUCUACUCAUGGACACAUUUUUCCAAAUACUCAUUUUCCAUGGAGAGACUAUUGCUCAAUGGCGUAACUUAAAAUACCAAGAUAUGCCCGAAUACGAGAACUUCAGGCAACUUUUACAAGCGCCAGUUGAUGACGCUCAGGAGAUUUUGCAAACUAGGUUCCCUAUGCCCAGAUACAUUGACACUGAACAAGGUGGAUCACAGGCCAGAUUCUUGUUGUCUAAAGUCAACCCAAGCCAAACACACAACAAUAUGUAUGCCUAUGGAGGGGGAAUGCCCGGCACAAUGACAUCAGUGGAUGGUGGUGCUCCGGUCCUCACAGACGACGUGUCUCUGCAAGUAUUCAUGGAUCACUUGAAAAAGCUAGCAGUAUCCUCAACGGCAUAAGCGUAGAGUUAUAUUUUAAAAAUAAAUUUAUAUUUUCCCCCCCUC
Messenger RNA from Nicrophorus vespilloides, 2514 nucleotides. RefSeq names its product protein transport protein Sec23A (gene Sec23). Gene Ontology annotation, molecular function: GTPase activator activity; zinc ion binding. The coding region runs from base 124 to 2469 and encodes 781 amino acids. The transcript has 8 exons. Gene Ontology annotation, biological process: intracellular protein transport; endoplasmic reticulum to Golgi vesicle-mediated transport; COPII-coated vesicle budding. Gene Ontology annotation, cellular component: COPII vesicle coat; endoplasmic reticulum exit site. The record is from RefSeq and is a predicted model, not a curated record. Lineage: Eukaryota; Metazoa; Arthropoda; Insecta; Coleoptera; Silphidae.